GGUAAAUCUGCUUGAAACUUGGAGUAGCGCAACAGUUGGCAGUCCCGGAAACACAUCACAAAACUGAACUUUGCGUGGUUGGCUUUCCUGACAUCCAGUUCCACCUUCCGUUCUUUCCACAGCAGGCCAAAAUGGGUAUUUCCCGGGACAGCUGGCACAAGAGGCGUGCCACCGGAGGUAAGAGGAAACCCAUCCGUAAGAAGAGGAAGUACGAGCUCGGCCGCCCCGCCGCCAACACCAAGCUUGGUGCUCGCCGUAUCCACUCAGUCCGCACUCGUGGAGGCAACAAGAAAUACCGUGCUCUGCGUCUGGACCAAGGAAACUUCUCUUGGGGAUCUGAAUGCUGCACCCGCAAGACCCGUAUCAUCGAUGUUGUUUAUAAUGCCUCCAACAACGAGUUGGUGAGGACAAAGACCCUUGUCAAGAACGCCAUUGUUGUGAUUGAUGCCACUCCCUUCAGGCAGUGGUAUGAAGCCCACUAUGCUCUUCCCCUUGGCCGCAAGAAGGGCGCUAAGCUGACUGAAGCUGAUGAGGCUCUAUUCAAUGGAAAGAAGUCAAAGAAGGUUGAGCAGAAGUACAAGGGCAGACAAAGGACAGCCAAGGUAGAGCAAGCAGUAGAAGAACAGUUCGCCACCUCCCGAGUUCUUGCGUGCCUCUCGAGUCGACCUGGCCAGUGCGGCAGAGCCGAUGGUUACAUUCUUGAAGGCAAGGAGCUAGAGUUCUACAUGAGAAAGAUCAAGGCCAAGAAGGGCAAAUAAAUAUUAAGUUUUGGCAUUUCU
Molecule: messenger RNA, 779 nt
Organism: Thrips palmi
Lineage: Eukaryota; Metazoa; Arthropoda; Insecta; Thysanoptera; Thripidae
Gene: RpS8
Product: 40S ribosomal protein S8
Exons: 6
Coding region: 132-758 (208 amino acids)
Biological process (GO): translation; maturation of SSU-rRNA from tricistronic rRNA transcript (SSU-rRNA, 5.8S rRNA, LSU-rRNA)
Cellular component (GO): cytosolic small ribosomal subunit; ribosome
Molecular function (GO): structural constituent of ribosome
Source: RefSeq, a predicted model, not a curated record